This is a messenger RNA of Chanos chanos (milkfish), 3301 nucleotides long. RefSeq names its product phospholipase D1a (gene pld1a). The transcript has 26 exons. The record is from RefSeq and is a predicted model, not a curated record. Bases 121 to 3234 code for a protein of 1037 amino acids. Gene Ontology annotation, biological process: phosphatidic acid biosynthetic process; phospholipid catabolic process; intracellular signal transduction. Gene Ontology annotation, molecular function: D-type glycerophospholipase activity; phosphatidylinositol binding. Lineage: Eukaryota; Metazoa; Chordata; Actinopteri; Gonorynchiformes; Chanidae. Gene Ontology annotation, cellular component: intracellular membrane-bounded organelle; plasma membrane region.
UCGAGUGUUUUGCUUUUAAUUUUGUCGUGUGUGACCCGCCAGGAGUAAAAGAGCAGUAAUAAUGUGGAAGCCACGUCUGCAGCAGCAGGUGGGGCCUGCUCUCCAGGCUUAUUGCUAAACAUGCUGCGGCAGCCAGAUCCCAACAGCAGUAAACUGAACUUGGUCACCACAGAAAUGAGUGACAUAGCAGUGGAAAGCCUGGACACCCGAGAGCUGGGUUUCGGUGAUGGGGAGGAGGUGGACUUUGAUGCCAACGAGUCCAAUCGCACAGGAGACUCCCGUAUCCUGUUCUCGGCUGUGUAUAACACCGUGGGUUUUAAAGAAGCAGAUGCCACAGUCUACCUGGACACUGUACCUAUCACAGCCAAAAUCCUGGAGGUGGAGCGUUUUGCUGCUGCUCAGGAUCGCUUUAGUAAAAGGACGGUUUUUAAGAUCGAGCUGAGGCAUGGGAAUUUCACGUGGGAGGUGAAACGGAAGGAGAAACACUUCCUGGAGCUGCACAGGGAACUCCUCCGGUAUAAAACCUUCAUGAGGAUCCCUCUGCCCAGCCGCAGUCACACGGUGAGGAGGAAGAGCAUGAAGAGAAGCGAAGUGAGGCAGAUGCCCAGGCUUCCACGAGGAGGAGGAGAUGAGCUGGCCAGAGAGGAGCAGGUGUCCAGCAGAAGGAAACAAUUGGAGGAUUAUCUGAACAAACUGUUGAGGAUGUCAAUGUACCGCAAGUACCAUGCAACGAUGGAGUUUAUUGAUGUGAGCCAGAUGUCUUUUAUUCAUGACUUGGGACCUAAAGGCUUAGAAGGCAUGGUCCAGAAAAGGUCAGGAGGUCAUCGUAUUCCAGGGAUGAACUGCUGCGGUCAGAGCAAGGUCUGCUACCACUGGUCUAAGAGGUGGCUGGUGGUUAAGGACUCUUUCCUGCUAUAUAUGAAACCAGACACAGGGGCCAUUUCUUUUGUCUUGCUGGUGGACAAAGAGUUCACAAUCAAAAUGGACUCCAAAGACACAGAAACGAAGCAUGGGGUGAGAAUCGACAGCCUGUCCAGGACGUUGGUGUUGAAGUGCAGCAGUUACAGGCAUGCACGUUGGUGGGGUCAGGCCAUUGAAAAUUUCGUUCGCAGACAUGGCAAAGCUUUCUUGAGGGACCACCGCUUUGGGUCCUUUGCUCGAGAAGAGGAGAACAUCCCAGCUAAAUGGUAUGUGAAUGGCAAAACAUACAUGGAAGAUUUAGCUGAUGCCUUAGAGGAAGCCAAAGAAGAGAUCUUUAUCACAGACUGGUGGUUGAGUCCAGAGAUCUUCUUGAAGAGGCCAGUGGUUGAGGGUAACCGCUGGCGACUAGAUUGUCUCCUCAAACGCAAAGCACAACAAGGAGUACGGAUCUUUGUCAUGCUGUACAAAGAAGUGGAGCUGGCACUUGGCAUCAACAGUGAAUAUAGCAAGAGAACACUAAUGCACCUUCACCACAACAUCAAAGUAAUGAGACAUCCUGACCACGUUUCAUCCUCAGUUUACCUCUGGGCACAUCACGAGAAGAUUGUGGUUAUCGACCAAUCGGUGGCCUUCGUUGGGGGCAUUGAUCUGGCAUACGGGCGCUGGGAUGACUGGGAGCAUCGGCUGACAGAUGUUGGGAGUGUGACCCGCUCUGUGGCUCAGGCCCUGGAGCAGUCAGGCAGUGCAGUCCCAAUCUCUGAUAAGGGCAUUUCUUCCGCUGACGGCCCUGCCCAAAGCAACGGGAAGAGAUCCGCAGAAGCUGACCCCGUAGACCUCCCAAAGCUGAAGGGCGUCGGCCGCACUCGCAAGGCCCGUUUCAGCCUGUACCGCCACCUCCACAAACACAGCGUCCAUCAUACAGAUAGCGUGAACAGCUUGGACAGCACAGACGAGAGGAGCGGCUCUGUGCGUAGCCUACAGACGGGUGUAGGAGAACUGCAGGGGAAUACACGUUUCUGGCAUGGGAAGGACUACUGUAACUUUGUCUACAAAGACUGGGUUCAGCUGGAUAAGCCUUUUGAUGAUUUUAUUGACAGGUAUACAACUCCCAGAAUGCCCUGGCAUGACAUAGCUUCAGUGGUUCAUGGAAAAGCUGCCAGAGAUGUAGCGAGACACUUCAUCCAGCGCUGGAAUUUCACAAAGAUCAUGAAGCCAAAGUACAGGUCACUCUCCUACCCUUUCCUGCUGCCCAAAUCUCACAGCACAGCCAAUGAGCUGAGAUACCAAGUGCCUGACUGCGUACAUGCUAAAGUACAGAUUCUGCGCUCAUCUGCUGAUUGGUCGGCAGGUAUAAAAUACCAUGAGGAGUCCAUCCACAAUGCCUACAUUCAGGUCAUUGCCAAGAGCAAGCACUUCAUCUACAUUGAGAACCAGUUUUUCAUCAGCUGUUGUGAUAACAGACAGGUUUAUAAUAAGAUAGGAGAUGCUCUUAUAGAGAGGAUCAUCCGGGCUCAUAAAGAGAAUAAGAAGUUCCGUGUCUACGUGGUGACUCCCUUGCUGCCGGGGUUUGAGGGAGACAUCACCACAGGAGGUGGCAAUGCCAUCCAGGCUGUCAUGCAUUUCAACUACAGAACCAUGAACAGGGGAGAACACUCCAUAAUCUCCCAGCUGAAGAAAGAAAUGGAUGACCAGUGGAUGAACUACAUCUCUUUCGGGGGGUUAAGGACUCACGCUGAGCUAGAGGGACGCCUGGUGACCGAACUCAUCUACGUCCACAGCAAGAUGCUCAUCGCCGAUGAUAACACGGUCAUCAUCGGAUCAGCCAACAUCAAUGACCGUAGUAUGCUCGGGAAGAGGGACAGUGAGGUGGCUGUGAUUGUGGAGGACUCAGAGACUGUGUCCUCAGUCAUGGAUGGACAGGAGUACCAGGCUGGAAAGUUUGCAUUACAGCUGAGGCUGGAGUGCUUUAAGACUAUCCUUGGUGCCUUUUCUGACCCCAGCAUUGACGUGACUGAUCCUAUCAGUGAUCGAUUCUACAAAGAAGUCUGGAUUUCCACAGCUGGCAGAAAUGCAACAAUCUAUGAGAAGGUGUUCCGCUGCUUGCCUACCAGCCUGGUGAGGAACAAGCAGGAGCUGCUAGAUUACCAGUCCAAACCAGGACUGGACAAAGAAGACCCAGUACGAGCCCAGGAACAUCUGAAGAAGAUCAGGGGUUUCCUGGUGCAGUUCCCCCUGGAAUUCCUCAGCGAGGAGAACCUCAUGCCCUCAGUCGGCACCAAAGAGGCUAUGGUGCCUACCGAAAUCUGGACAUGAGGCCGAUACCAGCACCACCUGCACCCAGAACUGCAGGUCACUCAGACAGCUAUUUACAGUUGCACAU